Trematomus bernacchii (emerald rockcod) is the source of this 3767-nucleotide messenger RNA. RefSeq names its product NLR family CARD domain-containing protein 3-like. Bases 37 to 3300 code for a protein of 1087 amino acids. The transcript has 8 exons. Gene Ontology annotation, molecular function: protein binding. NCBI's taxonomy places the organism in Eukaryota, Metazoa, Chordata, Actinopteri, Perciformes, Nototheniidae. The record is from RefSeq and is a predicted model, not a curated record.
CCUGGACCUGUAGCUGGACCUGGAGUAGGAGAAAAUAUGGCGUCACUGAAAAAGAUCCUCUUCAGUACUUUAGAACGUUUGGGGAAAGUUGACUUUGAAGAAUUCAAGUGGCUCCUGCAGGAGAAGGUCCUAGGAUUUGAAGGAAUCCCAAAGAGUCGACUAGAGGAUGCAUGUCGGACACAAACUGUGGACCAUAUGUUUCUGAACUACUGCAUUAACACUAUUAAAGUGACCAGAAACGUUUUGAAGGAGAUGAAUCAGAAUCUUCUGGAGGAGAAAUUAUCAGAAAUCACAUCAGAACCGACAGAGAUUCUUACUCAGUGCCAAAGGACGCUCAAAUUAAACCUGGAGAAAAGAAUUGAGAAAAUCAUGGAAACGGGUAAUUCAAGACCUCUAAAUGAAAUCUACACGGAGAUCCACAUCACCAAGGGAGAAACUACAGCUGAUGAGCAUGAGGUCAGACAGAUUGAAACAGCAUCCAGGAAACCAGACAGACCAGAAACAAUCAUCAGACAAGAAGAACUCUUUAAAGCCUCACCUGGAAGAGAUGCACCAAUCAGAGUGAUGACAAAGGGAGUGGCUGGCAUCGGGAAAACAGUCUUAACACAGAAGUUCACUUUGGACUGGGCUGAAGGCAAAGCCAACCAGGACAUCCAGUUCACAUUUCCAUUACCUUUCAGAGAGCUGAAUAGGCUGAAGAAAAAUUACAGCUUGGUGGAACUUGUUCAUCACUUCUUCGCUGAAACCAGAGACGCAGGAAUCUGCAGGUUUGGUCAGUUCUCGGUUGUGUUCAUCUUUGACGGUCUGGAUGAGUGUCGACUUCCUCUGGACUUCCACAACAAUGAGAUCCUGACUGAUGUCACAGAGUCCACCUCAAUGGAUGUGCUGCUGACAAACCUCAUCAGGGGGAAGCUGCUUCCCUCUGCUCGCCUCUGGAUAACCACACGACCUGCAGCAGCCAAUCAGAUCCCUCCUGAGUGUGUGGACAUGGUGACAGAGGUCCGAGGGUUCACUGACCCACAGAAGGAGGAGUACUUCAGGAAGAGAUUUAGAGAUCAGGAGCAGGCCGGCACCAUCAUCUCCCACAUCAAGACUUCACGAAGCCUCCACAUCAUGUGCCACAUCCCAGUCUUCUGCUGGAUCUCUGCUUCAGUUCUGGAGGACAUGUUGAAAACCAGAGAGGGAGGAGAGCUGCCCAAGACCCUGACUGAGAUGUACAUCCACUUCCUGGUGAUUCUAUCCAAAGUGAGGAACGUCAAGUAUCAUGGAAAAACUGAGGGACAUCCACACUGGAGUCCAGAGAGCAGGAAGAUGAUGGAGGCUCUGGGAAAACUGGCUUUUGAGCAGCUGCAGAAAGGCAACCUGAUCUUCUAUGAUCACGACCUGACAGACUGUGGCAUUGAUAUCACAGAAGCAUCAGUGUACUCAGGAGUGUUCACACAGGUCUUUAGAGAGGAGAGAGGACUGUACAAGGACACAGUGUUCUGCUUCGUCCAUCUGAGCGUUCAGGAGUUUCUGGCUGCUCUUCAUGUCCAUCUGACCUUCAUCAACUCUGGAGUCAACCUGCUGUCAGAAGAACCAACAACCUCCCAGCAGUCUGAAGUGUUCAGACCCAAACCUACACGAAUAACCUCCUUGCUGCUUAAAAUCCUCAAACCUAAACGUACACUAACCUCCCAGCAUUCUGAAGUCAAACCUACACUAACACAUCUCUACCAGAGUGCUGUGGACAAGGCGUUACAGAGUCCAAACGGACACCUGGACUUGUUCCUUCGCUUCCUCCUGGGUCUUUCACUGCAGACCAAUCAGAAACUCCUACAUGGCCUGCUGACAGAAACAGGAAGUGGCUCACAGAUCAAUCAGAAAACAGUUGAGUACAUCAAGAAGAAGAUAAAUGAAGAUCUGUCCCCGGAGAGAAGCAUCAACCUGUUCCACUGUCUGAAUGAACUGAAUGAUAGUUCUCUAGAGGAGCAGAUCCAACAGUACCUGAGUUCAGGAAGUCUCUCCACAGAUAAACUGUCUCCUGCUCAGUGGUCAGCUCUGGUCUUCAUCUUACUGUCAUCAGGAAAAGAUCUGGACGUCUUUGACCUGAAGAAAUACUCUGCUUCAGAGGAGGCUCUUCAGAGGCUGCUGCCAGUGGUCAAAGCCUCCAGGAAAGCUCUACUGAGUGGCUGUAACCUGUCAGAGAGAAGCUGUGAAGCUCUGUCCUCAGUCCUCAGCUCCCAGUCCUCUAGUCUGAGAGAGCUGGACCUGAGUAACAACGACCUGCAGGAUUCAGGAGUGAAGCGGCUGUCUGCUGGACUGGAGAGUCCUCACUGUGAACUGGAGACUCUCAGUCUCUCAGGCUGUAUGGUCACAGAGGAAGGCUGUGUUUCUCUGGCUUCAGCUCUGAGCUCCAACACCUCCCAUCUGAGAGAGCUGGACCUGAGUAACAACGACAUGCAGGAUUCAGGAGUGAAGCGGCUGUGUGCUGGACUGAAGAGUCCUCACUGUGAACUGGAGACUCUCAGUCUCUCAGGCUGUAUGGUCACAGAGGAAGGCUGUGUUUCUCUGGCUUCAGCUCUGAGCUCCAACACCUCCCAUCUGAGAGAACUGGACCUGAGCUACAAUCAUCCAGGAGACUCAGGAGAGAAGCUGCUGUCUGCUGGACGUGAGGAUCCACUCUGGAGACUGGAGACACUCAGGCUGGACCAUGGUGGAGAGCAGAGGUUAAAACCAGGUGUGAGGAAGUAUUCCUGUGGACUCACCCUGGACUCAAACACAGUGAGCAGAUACCUCAAACUGUCUGAGGACAACAGGAAGGUGACAGGUGUGAUAGAGAAGCAGCCAUAUCCUGAUCAUCCAGAGAGGUUUGAGUACUAUCCUCAGCUGAUGUGCAGAGAAGCUCUGACUGGUCGCUGUUACUGGGAGGUCAAGAGGAGAGGAGGGGUUCAUAUAGCAGUGACUUACAGAGGAAUCAGCAGGAGAGGAGGCGGAGGGGACUGUGUGUUUGGAUGGAAUGAUCAGUCCUGGAGUCUGAGAUGCUCUCAUAGAGGUUACUCUGUCAUGCACAAUAUGAGAGUAACAAGCAUCUCCUCCUCCUCAUCCUCCUCCUCCUCCUCCUUCUCCUCCUCCUCCUCCUCCUCCUCUCGUAGAGUAGCAGUGUAUCUGGAUCAUCCUGCUGGCUCUCUCUCCUUCUACAGAGUCUCCUCUGACACACUGACCCACCUCCACACCAUCAGAACCACAUUCACUGAACCUCUCUACGCUGGGUUUGGGUUAGUGUUAGAUGACUCCUCAGCGUCUCUGUGUCCUCUGUAGGAGGAGAUCACUUCCUGUCCUGGGUUUAAGGGUUGCUGUUUUAAAUCUGGCUCACUGAUUGUGUCUUUACUGUCAGAAGUGUUUUUAUCAGAGAGUGGGUACUUGUAAAGACCUAUGUAGCAAAGUACGCACUUCCUCUUUCGAGGAGAUGAACAUCUGUUAUGCACUUCCUUGCGGGAAGUGAACAUUUAACCAUAAAGCAACAAAGAAGGACACCUGAUGUGACAAACCACGUGAACAAAGAGGAUAUAAGGAGACUGAAGAACAUUUGAAAUCAGUUCCUCUUGAACUCAGUUCUUCUUGCAGAAGACUGAAGAACCCCCGAUACUAACUAGUAGUGGGGCAAACCUAGACGGAGCAGAUAUCAUCUAUAUCUGAGCUAAACGCAGUUCAUUAUAGUGUGUGGUGUUAUAACUUGUGAAACUUUAAAUAAAACGACCUGUUCACACUUGUGAGAGGAAACUAAA